Messenger RNA from Miscanthus lutarioriparius, 870 nucleotides. Lineage: Eukaryota; Viridiplantae; Streptophyta; Magnoliopsida; Poales; Poaceae. The record is from the annotation of a GenBank genome assembly.
AUGCUCCAGCCCCGCCUGCACCGCUGCCCCCAGCCCCGCCUACUCUCGCCACCGCCGCGGCCCGCCGCCGCGUGCCGCCAGUCGGCCACCGCCUCCUCGCGGGGCCUCAGGAGCCCGCUCGCCGUCUUCUCCGUCCCCGGAGCUCCCGCUCCAGGCCCUCCUCGGUUAGCGGCGGCGGCGGCGGCGCGCGAGGAGCAGUGGGGGCACGCGGAGGGUCAUGACGACGGUGGCAAGGCGGACCUCGGGGAUGCGCUCUCCAGGACGCGGGAGCUCGUGGAGUGCGCCAUGUUCGCGGCCGUCGCGGGGCUCGCCUACUUCCUCAGCAAUUCCCUCGCCAUUGAGAAUUAUUUCAGUUGCUUUUUCCCAUUGCCGAUAGUCAUUUCCUCAUUAAGAUGGGGACUAGAAGCUGGCAGGAAAACUGUGGUGGCUACUGUCUUACUGCUAUUCACAUUAUCUGGCCCUGUAAAAGCAUCAACUUAUCUGCUUAUGUAUGGAGUAGUUGGUCUCAUCAUGGGUACUGUUUGGAGAUUGGAGAUCAAUUGGAUUGUUUCCAUCCUCCUCUGCUCCAUUGCCCGUGCCCUGGGAGCUUGUGGUUAUGUGCUAGUGUCAUCGUUUCUGAUAAGAGAAAAUAUUCUUGCACUGAUAACGGUUAACAUUCAUGCUUCCUUGACAUAUAUCCUGACGGCAGCUGGUGUGAACACGAUUCCUUCCAUGGAUGCAAUAUAUGUACUCUUUGGGACACUGCUUCUAUUUAAUUGUGCGUUCUUCGUCUUCCUCCUGCAUAUAAUGUAUACGGUGUUCCUGACAAAGCUUGGGAUAAAGUCGUCACUGAGACCACCAAGAUGGCUGGACAAAGUGAUAUGGAUUUAG